CUUUGCAGUGUCAUACACUUUUUAUUUACCUUUGAGGCUUGAAAAUAAAAAGGUGUACGGUGAGAAAAUUAGGUUUCGGUACCUAGUCUCGUAUUCGAGUUUUGUAACUUAUCUAUGGUGAUUACUGGCUUUGGUAGUGCUGAUUAAGUGAACGAGUGUUUAGUGAACUAUUUAUUAUUUGGUUUGUGGUGUAAAGGUUUUCUAAAUUUAAUUAUAAAUCCCGCAUAUACAUACUUGCGCCGUCAUAUUUCCCCUAGUUAAACGGUAUGUAGGAAAACUGUGUUAAAUUAAAAACUAGACAUUGUGCUGGGAUUAGAUUUAAAGUCGUCGGAAGCCGUUUGUUUAUAAUUUGACGUGACAUGUCAAAUGUAAAACGGUGGUAACAAAAAAUAAUUUUGAUGUUUCCUUGAUAAAUUUUAAAUUAUGUGUAAUAUAAAGACUUACGAAGUUCGUCUAAAUUGUACACAAAUAUGUACGAAAUUGGUUAAUAACACGUAAAUUAAUUUCCAUCCAAUAUUAUGAUGUACCCAGUAAAUAAAAAUGAAUCGGCUACUAAAAUUUCGUGUAUAUAUGACACUCCAUGUGACCCUAAGGACAGCGAUUAUGAGAAGUUGUUUUGCCCCAAUAAUGAACUAUCCGAACCUCCGAGGGCCCGCAGUGAUAGACUUAAAACGGGCUCUUCUUGCCAAGCCUUAAAACAUGCGGUGGCUGCCCUACACCGGCUCGAUGACUUCCGAAGAGAAAAAAUUGGCGAGGGCUUUUUUUCCGAGGUCUUCAAGGUAACCCACCGGGUCACGGGCCAGGUGAUGGUCCUGAAGAUGAACCAGCUGCGCUCCAACCGCCGCAACAUGCUGAAGGAGGUGCAGCUGAUGAACCGCCUGUCCCACCCCAACAUUUUGCGGCUGAAGGGGGUGUGCGUCCACGAGGGGCAGCUGCACGCCCUCACCGAGUACAUCAACGGAGGCUCGCUGGAUCAGCUGAUACAAAACAGGAGCAUAGACCUGCCCCAGGUCACGAGGGUCGCCAUCGCCAAAGACAUCGCCACCGGCAUGGAGUAUCUGCACUCGAAGGGCGUUUUCCACAGGGAUUUGACCAGCAAGAAUGUCCUCAUCAAACGCCUGGAAACCAGCAGGCUCCAGGCCGUCGUGGGCGAUUUCGGCCUGUCCACCAACAUACCGGACUCCAGCAAGACGAAGCUGUGCACGGUGGGUUCCCCUUACUGGAUGUCGCCGGAGUGCCUCAAGGGUCAGUACUACGACGAGCAGAGUGACGUAUUUAGUUACGGAAUAGUGUUGUGCGAACUGAUUGCCCGCGUCGAAGCCGAUCCCGAUUACCUGCCCAGGACUGACAAUUUUGGACUAGAUUAUCUAGCGUUUACGGAAUUGUGCGGGUCGAAUGUAGUACCUGAGUUUUUAGCUUUAACUUUUAGGUGUUGUGCUAUCGAGCCUAAGAGUCGUCCAACAUUUACGGAGAAUGUUCGUACGUUAAGUGAUAUUUUGACUGAUAUGAAAAUGGCGGCCGAGAAAGAAGCCAGGAUGACGAACUGCGCAGCUAAAAGCGAGGAACAACUCCCCGUCCUAUCCAUCCAAUCGUGCGUUCCUCAACACCGUAAAAUUGUCCACCGACGGUCGUUGUCAGAGGACGUAUCGAUGCUGGCGAUUUCUAUGUACGCCACGCCUAGCGAUAAGGCUCGCCGCCACGCCCUCAUAAUGUGCCGACAGGAUCCUCACUACAAACCGCGUACCACUAACCCGUUCGCCGCGCUCACUCACUUCCACGGCGUGAAAAAGUUCCUUGGCAAUUUCUCUUCUUGCUGCGAGAUGCCGUCGAGUUUCAUCGAAUCGACAGAAUCACCAAAGUCUCUACCCGGCUCACCCACCGCAUCGCGGAAGGCCGCUACAAUGCGGUCCCCACUCUUCGUACACUCCCUGUGCAAGGGAGGUUCUAGUUCUAAUUUGACGGAGUUUUGCACAAACGAAAUUCCUAGUACUGGCCUCAGACGUAGAGGUUCCUGCGAAUCCGGCUUCUACUCUAGCGUGGGGGAGUGUCUCUCGCCUAGCAGCUUGUGGGGCGACAGCGGAACCGCUGUGAGUUCCAUAAGAUCGUUGGAUGAAUUGGAACCCGCUGAGCUCCACGCGCUUUGUAAAAGAGCUUCUUCAAUUUGUACCGAUAGCAGCGAAGACAUAUCUAGCUUGACCGGCUCGGACUGGACCCAAGAUUUAAAACCCUCUAAUAUAAUGGAUAUCGUUAACUAUUUCGAGAAGAAGGGUGCGUCUUUAAGGCAUCCCGGGGGCGUCAGGGGCAGCUUGCAGCUUAGUUCAAGAAUAGCAGCUUUAAGGAGAUCCUUAGAAAAACAUACUAGUUCAACGGGGGCCUCGGGCUCCAAUUCACAUUUGACGCCCCAGCGGCCCAAGUGUUCUAGGCUCGUUGUGUGCGAGGGUGCUGUGAGAUCAAAGUUGCCUCUUUUUGAUAAAAAGUAGGCCAGUCUUCCUUGUUUUGUUUUUCUUCUAGUCAGAUCGUACACGUCUAAAGGGAGUUAUUAAUCGAGGCCUAAGUGAUGCUGUAUUUAAAAAAAAAUGUCUAUAUUUUAUACUCAGAUUGUAUAUAUUUUAAGGAAUUACUCUAAAAGUGACGCAAUUCAAUUCCUCAGUUGGUUUGAAUCAUUUGGGUAGUAUUCCACGAGACUGCUUCGCAAGUUAUAACAAUUUAUUUUUAGGGCUUAAAAAUAUUGGCCAUGUGUAAUAUAUUCUGCACUUUUGUUUGACGAUUUUCAAAAUAAUAUUAAAUGUAGGUAUAGGACAGAGGAAAUAUUAGCUAAAUCGUGGCAACUCUUUCAUAAACUUAGUGUACGUGCAUAGGUAACUUCGAAAUAUUAAAGAAUAUUUUUCAAGUAAAUAUUUCAUAAAUUCUACAAAUAAAACCGGAAGUCAUAUAUUUUGAUUAGAUUAUUUUGAUUGUUAUCCUCAUUCAUUAAACAUAUUUUCGGCAGCUCCUUCAUAUUUCUCUUUGAUUGCUUAUUAUUGUAAAUAUUGUAUAUGGCCAAAUAUUUUAAUUUAAAAGUAGUCAUAAAAGGUGCUUUUUGUUGUUUGUUUCAUAUUUUUUGUAAAAAAGUUAUGAAUAAAUAUAUUUCCUCAAUUUUUUUUGUAAUUUAAAAUUACAAGGAUAAAAUAAAUUGUUAAAACUACAUUUAAUUAUUCUACAGAGAAAAAAUGGGGUUAGUAUUAUGUGAUUGAAUGAUCGAGUUAUAUUUUAAAUUGGUUAAUUGUUAUUAGUUCUGUUUUAAUGAAGGUGACCGUCCAACUGAUGUAUUAAAUAAUCGUGAGAUGUAUUAUUUUUUAUUUAUGAUUUAGUUUCCUUGUUGAGCAAGCAAGUAUUAAUACAGUUUGUAACGGUCUGUUGUAAUCUUCCACAAUGUCUUGUCAAUAAUAUGUAUACAAGUUGUUUAGAAAUUAAAUAAUUUUUCAUA
Molecule: messenger RNA, 3466 nt
Organism: Anoplophora glabripennis (Asian longhorned beetle)
Lineage: Eukaryota; Metazoa; Arthropoda; Insecta; Coleoptera; Cerambycidae
Product: dual specificity testis-specific protein kinase 2
Exons: 5
Coding region: 519-2480 (653 amino acids)
Biological process (GO): protein phosphorylation; actin cytoskeleton organization
Cellular component (GO): nucleus; cytoplasm
Molecular function (GO): ATP binding; protein serine/threonine kinase activity
Source: RefSeq, a predicted model, not a curated record